AUGGAGGUAGAUUCGGAAGGAAGGAUGGGUAAUGUUUUUUGGUCAGAUGCAAGGUCAAGACGAGCUUAUGGAUUUUUUGGAGAUGUGGUGGUAUUUGAUAUGACGUUCAACACGAACUGCUAUGUGAUGGUCUUUGCGCCUUUGUUAGGCAUUAAUAACUAUCGGCAGACAGUGUUGUUUGGUUGUGCAUUCCUAACUAGUGAAACCACAGAUUCAAUUGCAUGGUUGUUAGAGGAAUUCAAGAAAGCUAUGCCAGGUGAGCCACCCAAAAUGAUCAUCACUGAUCAAAAUGCAGCAAUGUCAAAGGCAAUUGCUAGACACAAGGAGUUAAUGGCUGAUCAUGUUGACAACAAUGAAAAAUCUCCACUGCCAUUUCGAACACCAAUGCAACAUAAAAUGACAUGCAUUUACACUUGCGCAAUCCUUGAAAUGUUUGAGAGGGAAGACUUCAGAAGUCUUUUAUGCUUGUUCGAACUUAUAGAGCAAGAUGAGACGCACUGCAGAUACAAAGCAAGAUCACUGAUGGUGACUUCUAACUGA
Molecule: messenger RNA, 540 nt
Organism: Prunus armeniaca (apricot)
Lineage: Eukaryota; Viridiplantae; Streptophyta; Magnoliopsida; Rosales; Rosaceae
Source: the annotation of a GenBank genome assembly